AUCAAUGGAUUCUGCAUUGCAGGUCUGUUCUACACACGAAGUACAUCAGCACUCCGUGGGAUUCUGUCCGUAAUUCACGAUGGCAGGAUUGAAAAUGAAGGCGGUCAGGUGUCCUACUGAUGAGUUGAGCUACACCAACUGUGCUGUUAUCAAUCCUGGUGAUUUUCCGGAUAAUGUCAAGCACAUUGAAGUGACAACUGGGCCAAAUCAGCAUUUCGUAUUCACAGUAAAGAGUCACCAUGAGGUGCCCCAUGGAGCAGUGGGUUUCAGUCUGCCCCAGCGAAAGUGGGCAGCACUUUCCCUCAACCAAGAGAUUGACGUUCGUCCGUAUCAUUUCGAUCCUACUUCAGCCUCCGAAUUCCUCUGCACAAUUGUCCUGGAAGCGGACUUUCUUCUAAAGACAAAAACCACCCUCGAGCCCUACGACACGGAAUUAAUGGCAAAAGAAUUUCUCCUGCAAUUCUCAGGACAGGCAUUCACUGUUGGCCAACAACUGGCAUUUCAAUUUCUCGAUAAAAAAGUGCUGGGUCUUGUGGUGAAGAAUCUCGAGGCUGCGGAUAUAUCAGCGAUUAAAUCAGGCCAAGAGCCAAAACCAAAGAAAACGAGAAUGGGAAGAUGUCUGGGGGACACAGUUAUUCAAUUCGAGAAGGCUGACAACUCAAGUCUAAAUCUAAUUGGAAAGGCCAAAGGAAAAAUGGUUCGUCAAUCAAUAAUAAAUCCAGACUGGGAUUUUGCUAAAAUGGGAAUCGGUGGUCUGGAUAAAGAAUUCAGUGCCAUCUUCAGACGAGCGUUUGCCUCGAGAGUAUUUCCUCCAGAGCUGGUGAUGCAAUUGGGUUGCAAACACGUCAAGGGCAUUCUCCUUUAUGGUCCACCUGGAACUGGUAAGACCCUGAUGGCACGUCAGAUUGGAACAAUGUUAAAUGCACGAGAGCCAAAGAUUGUUAAUGGGCCCCAGAUUCUCGACAAGUACGUGGGGGAGAGUGAAGCAAAUGUGAGGAGACUGUUUGCUGAUGCCGAAGAGGAGGAGAAGAGACUCGGUCCCAACAGUGGACUCCACAUAAUAAUCUUCGACGAGAUCGAUGCCAUCUGCAAGUCUCGAGGAAGUGUUGCUGGAAAUACUGGAGUCCACGACACAGUUGUGAACCAGUUGUUAGCGAAGAUCGAUGGUGUUGAGCAGUUGAAUAAUAUUCUAGUGAUUGGGAUGACGAACCGAAGGGACAUGAUCGACGAGGCCCUCCUACGUCCUGGUAGAUUGGAGGUGCAGAUGGAGAUCAGUCUUCCUGAUGAGCAUGGAAGAUUCCAAAUUCUUAAUAUUCAUACAGGACGUAUGCGAGAUCACAAGAAAAUUUCUUCAGACGUUGAUCUCAAGGAGCUCGCGUUACUCACAAAGAAUUUCAGUGGAGCUGAGCUCGAGGGGCUGGUGAGGGCAGCUCAGAGCACAGCCAUGAAUAAACUCAUCAAAGCCUCGAGCAAGGUCGAGGUGGAUCCCUCAGCCAUGGAGAAGCUCAUGGUAUCGAGGACAGAUUUCCUCCUGGCACUUGAGAAUGAUGUUAAGCCUGCAUUUGGAACAGCCGCUGAUGCCCUCGAUCAUCUCCUCACCCGAGGCAUUCUCAACUGGGGCAGACCUGUUGCUGAGAUUCUAGCUGAUGGUAAUCUUUACAUCCAAGAGGCCAGGGCAACGGAGGGCUUUGGUCUUGUCUCUGUUCUCCUCGAGGGACCACCCAACAGUGGCAAGACUGCACUAGCUGCACAGAUCGCCAAGAACUCUGACUUUCCCUUCACCAAGGUCUGCACUCCAGAUGAUAUGGUUGGAUUUACUGAAAAUGCCAAGUGUCUUUCAAUACGCAAAGUAUUCGACGACGCUUAUCGCUCACAACUCAGUUGCAUACUUGUCGAUAACAUUGAACGUCUCCUGGAUUAUGGGCCCAUCGGACCGAGGUACUCAAAUCUCACCCUUCAGGCACUCCUCGUGUUGCUCAAGAAACAACCACCGAAGGGAAAGAAGCUCCUUGUGUUGUGUACAACGAGUCGCAGGCAAGUUUUAGAAGACAUGGAGUUACUCUCAGCAUUCAGCACAAUUCUCCAUGUCCCCAACUUAUCAACCCCAGAUCAUCUGCUCUCAGUCCUGGAAGAAGUUGAAAUAUUUACGAAGGAGGAAAUAGCCUCCCUCCAUGGUCGAUUGCAAGGCAAGAGGGUCUUCAUUGGAAUAAAGAAAUUACUAGGUCUGAUUGACAUGGCACGACAGGUCGAGCCGAGUUAUCGAGUUCCCAAAUUCUUAUCAAAACUCGAAGAGGAAGGUGGACUGGAAUGAAUGGUUGAAAAACGGAUGAGGAAGUGUAAAAUUUUGUGUAAUUAUUUAUUCAAAAAAAUAUCCUAUAGUCAAUUUACCAAAAUUUCCACCAGCAAACGCAAAUGUAUCACGUAGUUGAGAGGAAAAUUAAUCGCACCAUGAACGAAUUGAGUUGAGUCAAUUGACGUCAAUCCGACUGAAGGGGAAUAAAAUACACAAGUGAUUUUAUCAGGUUUAUCUAGGUAAAUUGCACGCUGUGGAGGUAUCGUAGAUCAAUCGGCGCACGCCCAAAUUAAUCCCCAUGCACUUAAACGAUUGGGAAAAUAAUAAUUGUAAUGAUGAAGCUAGAAUUCAUUCCGUGACGUCGGUUAGGGCGUCAAAUAUUUUAUUACCAUAUAACGUUAUUAUUGAGUAGUAUCCCAUUAUUCACAAACUGAAAAUUCAUUCAAAACGAAAUCGUUGGGCAUAAUUAACUAAAACUGGUUUAGUGAUGAUUUAAUGGCGAAAUCAUUUGAGUGCAAUAAAUUAUCAAUUGUUGGCCGGAUGAAAGGAAAUAUACAGCUGUCGUAAAUAUUUUACGAAUGGAUUUUUGCACAUAUUAUACUCUUGGAACAGAGUAUUUAAUCCGUAUCGAAGUAGUAAAUUGAUGUGCGUUGGCUCUUCGGAGAUAUUUCCUCUCAAUGAAGAGUAAUUCUCUUUUACCACUUCGAUACAGGAAAAUUUGUUGAAUAUCGAAUCGAAGGAGAAAGCGGGAGUAUAAUGGAGCCCUAAUAGAAUUAAUAAAAGAUAGUACGCAGUAGUUGAAUUGAAUAGUCUCAUGUACUCGUGGACUUGAACGUAAUAGAUGCAUUUAGAAUAGUAUUUUAUUCGAUUAACGUUCAGUCUUGAUCUUCAACCGUCAUUCCAGCCACUAGGCCUAUAUAAUUUCGUUACUUAUUUGUGAUUGAGAGGCAUGAAUUGAUAGUUGGUCCAUUAAUUACGAACUUGUAUUUAUUGAUGCUGGGAAUCUAAUCAGAUAAAUUGAGCAUUCUAUUUAUUCAGAGAAACGUUUCUAUAAUAGAUUAAUCAAUCACACCGACUCUCUUGUUCUUGUUCUCGUUUUGCACUGAGAAUAAAAAUUCAUUGAAUUUCUACAAAUACUUCAUCAAUGAAGUACAAAGGAAUAUAAUUGUUAUAAUUGACACCGAAUGGGAGUUGUCUGGAGUUUAAAAACCAAAUAUUGUCGGAAGUCAAGUAUUUGGAUUUUUUUUUCUAAGGAUGCGAAUUAUUUCGAGGAUUUGACGUGAAAAAUUUUUCAAAGUGCUUGUUCAUAAACACAUUGCGGGGAUAAUGUUGAUGGUGUUAUUAUCGUGACUGCAGUGUACUUGUUCGAGUUGUAUUUAGUGCUAUUGUCUCUGUGUAUAAACAACAAAUAUAUUUCUGUCUGUUUGAA
This is a messenger RNA of Fopius arisanus, 3722 nucleotides long. Its product is annotated as vesicle-fusing ATPase 1. Gene Ontology annotation, molecular function: ATP hydrolysis activity; ATP binding. NCBI's taxonomy places the organism in Eukaryota, Metazoa, Arthropoda, Insecta, Hymenoptera, Braconidae. Gene Ontology annotation, biological process: SNARE complex disassembly; Golgi to plasma membrane protein transport; intra-Golgi vesicle-mediated transport. The coding region runs from base 80 to 2311 and encodes 743 amino acids. The transcript is spliced from 3 exons. Gene Ontology annotation, cellular component: Golgi stack. The record is from RefSeq and is a predicted model, not a curated record.